This is a messenger RNA of Fusarium pseudograminearum CS3096, 960 nucleotides long. RefSeq lists its product as uncharacterized. The record is from RefSeq and is a predicted model, not a curated record. The transcript is spliced from 5 exons. Lineage: Eukaryota; Fungi; Ascomycota; Sordariomycetes; Hypocreales; Nectriaceae. Bases 1 to 960 code for a protein of 319 amino acids. Gene Ontology annotation, molecular function: nucleotidase activity.
AUGCGUCUGUCAACUAUCCUCACCGGAGCAGCCCUGUUCUCCUCCUCACAGGCUCUCAAUAUCCUCCUCAAUAACGAUGAUGGAUUCGGCUCUGGCAACCUUCGUGAGAUGUACCGUCUCUUCAAAGAAAAGGGCCACAAUGUCUGGCUCGUUGCACCAGCCACCAAGCAAAGUGGCAAGGGUGGUACCUCUGAUUUCACCGCCGAGGGCAAUUUGACUGGUCCUUCUCAAUAUGACCUCAUUCCCAAGGGUGCACCAUCAGUUGGAAGUGAUCCCAAGGAUAGCCAAAUUUGGUACUACAAUGGCACCCCUGCGGCAUGCACAUUUGUUGCUCUCGACUAUGUGCUCCCCCGAUAUGCCAACUUUAGCGUUCCCGACCUUGUGGUAACUGGUCCCAAUUAUGGUACCAACCUAGGUGGUUUCGUUUGGACUCUAUCCGGUACCGCCGGCGCUGCAUACGCUGCCACAAACCGUGGACUUCCCGCCAUUGCAAUCUCAGCAAGCAACCAAGAAGUCCCCUACUUCGACGUCAAGAACCGCACCAACCCGGCUACUUGGGCUGCUCAAGCCUCUGUCAAAUUCGUCGAGAACUUCAUCGCCACUGCUGGCAAGAACGGUCCUCUCUUGCCCAUCGGCUACGGUGUCAACGUCAAUCUCCCCGUGCUGACGGAAAAGGACCAUGAUCCCGAGUUCGUGCAGACACGGUUCACAGGCAACGCGCACGUUAACGAAGCGGUCCUUGAUCCCAAGAAGGGAACGUUUACGUGGGCCAACAUUAAGCCUUAUGCCGCGGGUGUGAAUGCUUGCAUCAACGGCAACUGCUCGCUGCCCGGUGAGACGUAUGUUGUCGAGAAUGGAAAGGCGUCUGUUUCAUUUUAUACAGUUGACUACAGUGCUCCCGAGACAGAGUACACCGAAUCACUUAUCGACCGGGUUGCUUCUUUCAUUGGGAAAAAAUAA